AUGGUCAUCUUUGGGGGGUCCAUUAUUCUGCCAAACACAGAAAUGAUAGUGUCAAAAACGAAUGAGUGUGUGGAUACCACCGUCUGUCCAGCUUAUGCAACCUGCACCGACACUCCAAAAAGUUACUACUGCACUUGCAAACAAGGAUUCCUGUCCAGCACCGGAGAGACAGAGUUCAGGGGCUCAGGUGUGGAAUGCAAAGAUAUAGAUGAGUGUUCUCAAAAUCCCCUACAAUGUGGUCACAACUCAAUCUGCAAAAACCUGCCAGGGAGGUACAAGUGCAGCUGUUUGCCUGGUUUCUCUUCUCCUACUGGAAACAACUGGAACCCUGGAAAGCCAGGUCGUUUCGCCUGCACAGACAUCAAUGAAUGCCUCUCCAGCGGAAUCUGCCCAGAGCAUUCUGAGUGUUCCAACUCCUUGGGAAGCUACAGGUGCAGCUGUCGUGAUGGGCUCUUCUCUAACAACUCCGCCUGUGAAGAUGUGGAUGAAUGUGUGGAUCCCAGAGCCUGCCCAGAGCAUGCGACUUGCCACAACAGUCCUGGAAGCUACGAUUGUGUCUGCAACCCAGGAUUUGUUUCUAGCAGUGGAAACAUGAGAUUCCGUGGUCCAGGAGAGACGUGUGAAGAUGUGAAUGAGUGUGCGAGUUCCACCAUCUGCCCAGCUAAUGCAACCUGCACCAACACUUUGGACAGUUACUACUGCACUUGUGAACAAGGCUUCCUGUCCAGCACCGGAGAGACACGGUUCGUGGGCCCAGGAGUCGAAUGCAAAGAUAUUGAUGAGUGCUCCCAAGAUCCAUCACCCUGUGGUCCCGAUUCUGUCUGCACCAACGCCCCAGGCUCCUACAGCUGUAGCUGCGUUGUGGGCUUCCGUCCCAAUCCAGAAGGCUCCUGGAAACAUGGCAACUUCAGCUGCGAAAUGGUUCCCUUCAAGUGUAAAGAAGAUGUGUUACCCAACAAUGAGCAGGUCCGGCUAUGCCAAGAGGGAGCAGCGGUGGAGCCUGAAUAUGUUUCCUUUUGUGCACUAAUGAACACCACCUUCAGCAUCCUGGACGAUGCCUGUGAGAACAAAUCCACCGUCGUUUCUCUGAAGAAUACGGCUGAGAGUGUUACCUCUGUGCUUGAGCAAAAGUCCACAUGGUCCAACUUCACCAAAGAAAAAACGUCCACCCUGGCCAUAGUCUUACUGGAGACCGUGGAGAGCACCACGUUGGCAGCGUUCCUGAAAUCCUCAGAGAAUGUCAGUCAGUCUAUUCAGACGGAACACCUAGAUAUUAAGACCCAGGUUAUCAACAAAGAAUGCGCUGAGAACACCAUCUUUAACUUGAAAGCCAAAGGGGAUGAGAUGAAGAUUAUGUGCUCCACAAUUGAGGAAUCUGAAUCCACAGGGACCACUGGGGUGGCAUUUGUCUCCUUUGUGGGUAUGGAGUCUGUUUUGGAUGAGAGCUUCUUCCAAGACCCUCGGACCUUCUUGGGCAACUCCAAGAGGAAGCUGAAGAUGAAUUCUCGCAUCGCUGGGGGCAUCAUGACCGGGAAGAAGAAAGAAGGCUUCUCUGACCCAAUCAUCUAUACUCUGGAGAACAUCGAGCCAAAGCAGAAGUUUGAGAGCCCCAUCUGCGUUUCCUGGAGCACAGAUGCUGAGGGUGGUAGGUGGACGCCAUCUGGCUGUGUGAUGCUUGAAGCUUCUGAGACGCAUACUGUCUGCAGCUGUAAUCGAAUGGCGAACCUGGCCAUCAUCAUGGCUUCUGGGGAGCUCACGAUGGAGUUCUCUUUGUACAUCAUUAGCCACGUGGGCAUGAUCAUCUCACUGGUGUGUCUCGUCUUGGCCAUCGCCACCUUCCUGCUGUGCCGUAGCAUUCGCAACCACAACACCUACCUCCACCUGCACCUCUGCGUGUGCCUCUUCUUGGCCAAGAUUCUCUUCCUCACCGGUGUAGACAAGACCGACAACCAGAUGGGCUGUGCCAUCAUCGCGGGCUUUCUGCACUACCUGUUCCUUGCCUGCUUCUUCUGGAUGCUGGUGGAGGCCGUGAUGCUCUUCCUUAUGGUCAGGAACCUGAAGGUGGUGAAUUACUUCAGCUCUCGCAACAUCAAGAUGACAUACCUCUGUGUCUUUGGCUACGGGCUCCCGGCGGUAGUGGUGGCUGUCUCCGCCGGCGUGAAACCACAGGGCUAUGGGAUGUAUAAUCGCUGCUGGCUGAAUACGGAGACGGGGUUCAUCUGGAGUUUCCUGGGGCCAGUUUGCACAAUCAUAGUGAUCAAUUCCAUCCUCUUGACUUUGACACUUUGGAUCCUGAGGCAGAAGCUUUCCAGCGUCAAUGCCCAAGUCUCAACACUCAAAGACACCAGUAUCAUGGCCUACCUGUUCACCAUCAUCAACAGCCUGCAGGGGGCCUUCAUCUUCCUCAUUCACUGUCUGCUCAACCGCCAGGUGAGGGAAGAUUACAGAAGAUGGAUUACCAGGAAGACCACACCCGGAUCCCAGUCCCAGACUUCAGGGGUCACACUGACAUCCUUUUCCUCCACUUCCAAAACGGUGAGAGACUGGGUGUUUUAUGCAGGUUCUGGUCAAACAGAAUGCUUACUUCUUAGCAAUACUAAACACUGCCAUGUGUUGAGUACCUACUGCGAGUUAAGUGCGUCCUUGUGUAUUAGCUCAUUUGAUAGGGUGUAGGGUUUAAGAGUGGAGGUUCAGGAGCCAGGCUGCCUAGGUUUAAAUCCCAGCUCUGCCUCUUGGUAGCUAUGUGAUCUAAAAAAGAUAAA
Ceratotherium simum simum (southern white rhinoceros) is the source of this 2762-nucleotide messenger RNA. NCBI's taxonomy places the organism in Eukaryota, Metazoa, Chordata, Mammalia, Perissodactyla, Rhinocerotidae. The record is from RefSeq and is a predicted model, not a curated record.